AGAAUAGAACAUUUUUUUAAAGAUCUGAAUAAAAAAUUGAGUCUCAUAUUUAACUUAAAAAACAAUCAAAAUUCAUCAUGGAUAAAGUUAAAGACAAUACUGUAAAAGUAGUAUUUUUUUCUUUACUAUUAGAUCUAUUAGCAUUUACUAUGAUAUUACCUUUAUUACCAGCUCUAUUAGAUCAUUACAAAGUAAUAAGUAAUAAAGGACUGUAUUCUAUGAUUUCACAUCAUGUAGAAAGCUUACGUAUAUUUUUAAAUGCUCCUGACAAAGUUGAUACUGUACUUUAUGGAGGUUUUCUAGGCUCUAUGUAUUCAUUUUUACAAUUUAUAAGUUCACCAAUAACAGGAGCAUUAUCUGAUACUUAUGGACGGAAACCAUUAAUGUUAAUGUGUUUAACAGGUAUUACACUGUCGUACUUAUUAUGGGCAAUAUCAAGAAAUUUUGGUAUAUUUGUAUUGGCCAGAUUUGUUGGAGGUAUUAGCAAAGGAAAUAUUAGUUUAUCCAUGGCUAUUAUUUCUGAUGUUACAUCACCCGAUAAAAGAGGGAAAGCUAUGGCUCUUGUGGGAAUAGCAUUUUCUAUUGGGUUUGUCGUUGGACCUAUGAUAGGAGCAUUUUUUGCAUGGAUUUCCAGUGGUAAUAGAAAUGAAACGUGGUACGUGGUACCUGCCUUAUUUGCUUCUUUUCUUGCUGCAAGUAACUUGUUAUAUGUUGUAUAUAACUUGAAAGAAAGUUUACCUGUCAAAUCUCGAGCUAAAACUGUCUCAAGUGGAUUAAUCCAAUCAGUAGUUUAUAUUAAUCCAAUAGAUCUUUUCCGAUUUACUAGUGUAUCUGGAUUAAAUGAUAAAGAGCGACACGAUUUGAAGGUAUUAGGUCGUACAUAUUUUAUCUACUUGUUUAUCUACAGUGGAUUAGAAUUUACUUUAACGUUCCUUACUCAUCACGUAUUUAAAUUUACGAGUAUGCAACAAGGAUGUAUGUUUCUCAGUAUUGGAUUGACUAUGGCUAUUUUGCAAGGAAGUUGGGUCAGAAAAGUUCCUUCAGAUAAAACUAAAACUGUUGCUGAGUUGGGUUUAUGGUUAAUAAUUCCAGCAUUUAUAUUUAUUGGCUUAGCAAAGAAUACAAUCAUGUUAUAUUUUGGAAUAUUUUUAUUUGCUGUUUCAACAGCUAUGGUUGUUACUUGUAUGAUGACAUUAGUGACAAAAAUAGGACCAGAACAUCAAAAAGGUACAAUAACUGGAAUAUUUCGUUCAUUAGGUGCUUUAGCACGUGCAGGUGGACCACUUAUAGCUUCUGCGGGAUUUUGGUAUUUUGGAAGUACUACAACGUACCUCAUUGGAGCUGUUUUUCUUUUACUGCCACCUAUAAUUCUUCAUACUAUGAAGUCUUUAUAACAAAAAGAUUUAACAUAUCUUUACUUAUAUAUACAUAUAUAUUUUUAUAUUUACAAAUAACGUUCACACAUAAGUGCCCUAAAGUAUUAUUUACUGUUAUACAAAAGAAAAAUUAUUAACUAAAGUUAUUUUUAUUAAAUCAUUCUAUGA
Polistes dominula (European paper wasp) is the source of this 1544-nucleotide messenger RNA. RefSeq names its product major facilitator superfamily domain-containing protein rtet (gene rtet). Lineage: Eukaryota; Metazoa; Arthropoda; Insecta; Hymenoptera; Vespidae. Gene Ontology annotation, biological process: transmembrane transport. Gene Ontology annotation, cellular component: brush border membrane. The record is from RefSeq and is a predicted model, not a curated record. Gene Ontology annotation, molecular function: transmembrane transporter activity.